Aspergillus ruber CBS 135680 is the source of this 1251-nucleotide messenger RNA. RefSeq names its product uracil phosphoribosyltransferase. Bases 59 to 802 code for a protein of 247 amino acids. The record is from RefSeq and is a predicted model, not a curated record. Lineage: Eukaryota; Fungi; Ascomycota; Eurotiomycetes; Eurotiales; Aspergillaceae. The transcript is spliced from 4 exons.
AUUUACAGCCUUUCGUGGUGUCAAAUCCUUCUGUUUUUCUGCAAGCUACUAUCAAAAAAUGGACGACAUUGAGUUUGAGCCUGUCCCUUCUCCUGCUCAAGGUGUAGGGCCAAUUUACAGACCGGAGGGUGAGAAACCAACAGCAACAGUUUCAAAGAGCUUAUCAUACGAAAACGUUCAUGUAUUGCCCCAAACUCCCCAGUUGAUUGCCCUUCUAACGAUGAUAAGAGAUAAACGGACUGGACGUGCGGAUUUCAUCUUCUAUUCGAACAGAAUUAUUCGGCUGCUGGUAGAAGAAGGCUUAAACCAUCUGCCUGUUGUGGAGCACUCGGUGACAACUCCAGUUGGUCGCGCCUAUCUCGGAGUCAAGUUUGAGGGUAAAAUAUGUGGGGUGUCCAUUAUGAGGGCAGGGGAGGCGAUGGAGCAAGGAUUGAGAGACUGUUGUCGAUCGGUUCGAAUUGGGAAGAUAUUGAUCCAGCGGGAUGAAGAGACGUGCAAACCGAAACUUUUCUAUGACAAACUUCCCGCUGACAUUGCUAAUCGAUGGGUUCUGCUCCUUGACCCAAUGUUUGCAACAGGGGGAUCCGCUACUCUCGCUGUUGAAGUUCUCAAGGCGAGGGGUGUGCCAGAAGAUCAUAUUCUUUUCCUCAACCUCAUUGCAAGCCCGUCUGGAGUUGCGGAUUUUGCCGAGCGUUUUCCUAAACUUAGAGUAGUGACUGCAUUCAUUGAUCAAGGCUUAGAUGAGAAGAAAUACAUUAUUCCAGGUCUGGGUGAUUUCGGGGACCGAUACUACACCUUGUAAAUAACAUUGGGCUUUUGUUCUCACCAUAUAUAACCUGACCUAUGCAAUGGGGUUGGACUUGUUAGUUUAUUAGUAGCGGAGAUAUGCUCCUUCAUUAACAAAUGUUGGUUUAUGUUCUGUCUUUCAUUCGCAUGAUUUAGUUUUCUUUGUGGUUAUUAAGGCUAUUUCUUGACUUCUAUCAUAACAUCAAAUCAGAUCAGAGUAUCCCAGAAAAUGAAACAAAAACUGCAGAAUCUUCACCAUAUGCGCCAUUCUCCAUAAUCAACACAACAUCAGAAAUCAUCGGUGUCAUUUUUCCUACUCUCGCCAACAAUUGCUCCAGUCUCCCGCGGCUCGUAGGAAAUGGGAUACUCAUUCAAACGCAUGCCAUGAGCAUCACGUUCUUCAUACUUGUUAGCAGCGUCUUUGGCCACGGCAUCACAAGCAUCCACCCAGUCAGAAUAUACAUC